AUGCUGUUUUCUCUGCUCUUGAGUGCCUCACUGGCACAGGCAUCCCUGCACUCUCUAACUUUCUUCUGCGGAACCCCGGACCCCAGCGAUCAGCAAAUCGCCAAAUCGCUAGCAGGCAGAGACGUGAGCAGCGGGAGCAGCAUUCUCGCAGCCAACAUUUCCGUUCCGGUUUAUCUCCAUUCAAUUGCCCCCAAUGAAACGGCUCUCUUGAGUCAAGCCACCCUCGAAGCGCAAUUCCAAGUCCUUCACGACACCUUCAGCAAAUACGGCAUCACAAUGACCCUAAGCGGCACCUCGCGCACAGUAAACGCAAGCUGGUCAACAGUCACAAACCCAACCGACGAACUCGCCAUGAAAUCCGCGCUCCGCAAAGGCACCUACCAAGCCCUCAACAUCUACGUGCAAGCCAUCCACCCGACCCUGGGCCGCUGCUUCUACCCGGAAGCCGACGCCUUCCCCGGGUCCGAGACGUUCAUCCUGGACGGGUGCCAGAUCGACGCCAAUACGGUCCCCGGCGCGGACUCGCCUACGGGGAACGACCGCGGGUACAUGGCGGUCCACGAGGUCGGACACUGGUUCGGGCUGCCCCAUACUUUCCAGGGAGGGUGUACGGGGACGGAUUUUGUGGAGGACACGCCUGCGCAGGCGACGCCGUCUUGGAAUUGUACGGUUGGGCAGGAUACGUGUCCCGGUUUGCCGGGCGUGGAUCCUCUUUACAACUUUAUGAACUAUCAAGCAGAUAACUGUUGGAACGAGUUCACGCCUGGACAAGUGCAGCGAAUGCAUGAGCAGUGGGCAACGUUUAGGGCGAACAGCACAGUCUCAAAGUGA
Molecule: messenger RNA, 831 nt
Organism: Colletotrichum costaricense
Lineage: Eukaryota; Fungi; Ascomycota; Sordariomycetes; Glomerellales; Glomerellaceae
Product: metalloprotease 1
Exons: 3
Coding region: 1-831 (276 amino acids)
Molecular function (GO): metallopeptidase activity
Source: RefSeq, a predicted model, not a curated record